Salvelinus fontinalis (brook trout) is the source of this 1055-nucleotide messenger RNA. Its product is annotated as male-enhanced antigen 1-like. Gene Ontology annotation, biological process: spermatogenesis. The transcript has 4 exons. NCBI's taxonomy places the organism in Eukaryota, Metazoa, Chordata, Actinopteri, Salmoniformes, Salmonidae. The record is from RefSeq and is a predicted model, not a curated record. Bases 142 to 696 code for a protein of 184 amino acids.
CAAAUCCGCCUCGAUUUCCGUUUCGUUGAUAUACAGGAACAGGAACAGGAACAGGAACGUCGACAGUGACUUGGUGGGCCAAAACAUUGAGAAAAAUAUAACUGUCAAGCCAGGGCUUGUGCCUGAGUCCGGCGUCCGUGAAUGGAAGUGGAGAUAGCAUUCGAGAUGGGUCCUGAGAGAAUCUUACCAAACUCUGAGGAGGAGCUGGGCCAGGAGCGGCCGUCGGAUGGUGGAGUGGGCGGGGAGUGGAGUGGAGAGGACAUGGAGGAGGGCGGUGUGGGAGAUGAGGAGGAGGGGGAUGAUGGAGGUUACUAUUACCAGCCACUAAACCAGGACCCUGAUGGACUAAAUGCUGCACCCGGGGACCAGCCUGAGGAUAUGCCCCCAGUAGCAGAGCAACUGCAUGAAGUCCAGGAGAGAAUAGAGUCAAUGGGCUUACAUCUUCCCCAGCCCCCUCCCCUAGACAGUGAUGAGGAGGAGCCAGAAGGAGCCUCUGCCCUGAGCAGCGCAGCCUCCAUCCCCAUGGAUGAAGACCACGUGGAGCUGGUGAAGAGGACCAUGGCAGCAGUGGCCCUGCCCUCUCUGGCUAUCCCGACCUGGGCUCAGGAGAUCUCUGACGACCAAUGGAAGGACAUGGUCCAACAGACACUCCAGACUCGCCAAAGCUCUGGAGGCCUGAUGCUAGAGCGCAAAUAAGACUGAAUCCUUCCCACAGUCUGUCUUUAACUGUGCCAUGCAUUUCACCAUCACAUUUACCUCAGGGGAGUCUGAGCUGAGCUCCUCUGAGCGGGUCAUGAGUCCUAGGUGUCUCAAUUCCCAAUUCCUAUUAGAUUAAGAUAUCUCUCCUAAAUAUGUGUUUGAUAGGAGCCUCUGGGUACUCACUACUUCUAAGGGCGGCAGGUAGCUAGUAACUGAAAGGUUGCUGGUUCAAACCCCAAGCAGACUAGGCGAAAAAGCUGCCCAUGUGCCCUUGAGCAAGGUACUUAAAACAAAUUGCUCCUGUAAGUCAUUCUUGAUAAGAGCAUCUACUAAAUGACUAAAAUGUAAACAUUUUA